CUGGUCCGUGGAGUGGGGGCGGGCCAGACAGCUCCCAGUGUCCCUUGAGGAGGUGACUGUGGGCUUCUCCAAGGAAGAGUUGGCUCUGCUGGAUCCAGGGUAGGGGGCUCUCGGUACAAGGAAGACAUGAUGGAAGGUUAGAGGCACGGGGCCUCUCUUGCCAGGGAUACAUGGGUGAAAACAAAUGAAAGAGCACUUCAAGUGUCUGACGAAAGUGAUAAUGGGCCAGACAUGGAAGGGAAUGUAAAGAAUCGAGACAGGAUGAACAAGCUGGAGGGAAACCAAAGAAAUGCAGAGAGCAAUAGAUGUGUGGCUGGUGACCUCCAAGCACUUAUGGUACAACAAGAAACACCUGAAGAAAAGACAGAGAAGAAAUCUCCUGUGUGUAGAAAAAUGCUUGCUCAUAAAUCAACCCUUGAUGACCGUUGCGCAACCGACGCUGCAAAGAAACUAUAUAAAUGCCUUGAGUGUGGAAAGAGUUUCAGCCAGAGUGCUGUCCUUCUCACCCAUCAGAGAACACACACAGGGGAGAAACCAUUUAAUUGUCUGGAGUGUGGGAAAGCAUUUAGUCAGAAGGGGGCACUUACUAUCCAUAAGAGAAUCCACUCAGGGGAGAAACCGUUUCAAUGUUUGGAAUGUGGAAAGAGAUUCAGCCAGAAGGGUGCCCUUCAAGUACAUGAAAGAACUCAUACAGGGGAGAAACCAUUUAAGUGUGUGGAGUGUGGAAAGAGCUUCAACCAGAAGGAGGCCCUUACUUUACAUCAAAGAAUGCACACAGGGGAGAAACCAUUUGAAUGUGUGCAGUGCGGAAAGAGCUUUAAGCACAAGAAAAGCCUUACUAGUCAUCAGAUAAUUCAUACAGAUGAGAACCCAUUUAAAUGCCUUGAGUGUGGAAAAAGCUUCAACUGGAAGGAGAGCCUUGCAUCCCAUCAGCAAAUUCACACAGGAGAGAAACCAUUUGAAUGUUUGCAGUGUGGAAAGAGCUUUGUUCACAAGCAAUACCUUGCUCGCCAUCAGAUAAUUCACAGAGAAGACAACCCAUUUACGUGUCUGGAGUGUGGAAAGCGCUUCAGCCGGAAGCAUGACCUUGCUACACAUCGAAGAAUUCACACAGGAGAGAAACCUUUUGAAUGCUUACAGUGCGGAGAGAGCUUCGUUCACAGGCAAAGCCUUAUUAGUCAUCAGACUACUCACUCAGGAGAGAAACCAUUUAAAUGCCUUGAAUGUGGAAAGAGCUUCAGGCUGAAGGGUUCCUUUACAGCCCAUAAAAUUAUUCACAUUGAGGAAAAAGUCUAUAAAUGCUUGGAGUGUGGAAAGAGCUUCAAGUGGAAGUCUGCUCUUAGUGGCCAUCAAAGAACUCACACAGGAGAGAAACCAUUUCAAUGCUUAGAGUGUGGAGAGAGAUUCUGCAAGAGUAGUACCCUUAAUUGCCAUCAAAGAACUCACACAGGGGAGAAACCAUUUCAGUGCUUGGAGUGUGGAAAGAGCUUCAGUCUUAAAGAGUCUCUGACCUUACAUCAAACCACUCACACAGGGGAGAAACCGUUUCAAUGCUUGGAGUGUGGAAAGAAUUUCAGUCGGAAAGCAUACCUUACUUUACAUCAGAUAACUCACGCAGGGGAGAAACCAUACGAAUGCUUGGAGUGUGGCAAGAGCUUCAGUCGGAGACAGUCUCUUACCUUGCAUCAAAGAACGCACACAGCAGAGAAACCAUUUAAAUGCUUGGAGUGUGGAAAGUGCUUCAGUCGGAAGGUAUAUGUUUCUUUACAUCAAAGAACUCACACAGGGGAGAAACCAUUUAAAUGCCUGGAGUGUGGAAAGGGUUUCAGUCGAAGGGAAUCCCUUACUUCACAUCAAAGAACUCACACAGAGACCUCUUCAGAGGAGUCGGAGUCUGAUACCUCGGAACAGCCUUCUCCUACAGUAGACCUGCGGCAGCAUGAGGGAUCCUGUGGGAGCGAUGCCUCAUUUGAGGUUCCCAACAAACCUUCAAAACCUAUUGCAAACUCCACCAUGGUUUCAGCCUCCUUUCCUGUCACCGAUGGCUCAUCAGAGCAGCAGUUGCAAUGUAUCAAGUGGGAUACUCAGAGCCAUGAUGGCAGUGCCCACCUGACUCCCAGAACACCCUUCCGCCCAGAAUUCACACAUGAGUAAGGCCUAAGCAGGAGGCAGGUUUUUCUUAUGAGGCAGACUCAGGUGCAACUGCGGAACCAGUGUCAGCCAGAAUACACGCUCUCAGUCUGCCGCAGACGUUUCCUCGGUUAACACCUCCCAGAGAGCUAUUUGACUUCAUUCACAGGCUCGAAAUGGGAGGUAAUGUUUAGGUUUCUGUGAUAUAAUAGAGGUAGAGCACACAUCUUACUGCACAUCAAAAAAGCCUCGUAGUACAAAUGAUUUCAAUGCCUUGAUUUCAAUGUCAUGAUUACUUUGCCUCAAAUAAUCUAUGUAACCGGGCAGUCCAUAGAAAUGCUUCUAAAUAUUGUGAUGGCUGUUCUCAUAAAAUAAGCCUUGUCGGAUAUGAGAAAUAUGGGGAAAAGCUCGAGAAAAUUUCUGGUUGUAGUAAGACCUUCUGCAAUACAUCAAAAGUUAUUCACGUGUGUGUGAGAGUUUGUGGUUAUGUCUCUCACAAACAAACACCCUGUGGAAAUGCACUUUAGUGAGUAGAAACCUUGGUAGAAAUGAAAUAGUUUGCAAAUAAUUUUUUUAACUGCAUACAAUAUA
This is a messenger RNA of Elgaria multicarinata webbii, 2721 nucleotides long. Its product is annotated as zinc finger protein 260-like. The transcript has 3 exons. The record is from RefSeq and is a predicted model, not a curated record. Gene Ontology annotation, molecular function: RNA polymerase II cis-regulatory region sequence-specific DNA binding; DNA-binding transcription factor activity, RNA polymerase II-specific. Gene Ontology annotation, biological process: regulation of DNA-templated transcription. Lineage: Eukaryota; Metazoa; Chordata; Lepidosauria; Squamata; Anguidae. The coding region runs from base 232 to 2154 and encodes 640 amino acids.